Morchella sextelata is the source of this 747-nucleotide messenger RNA. RefSeq lists its product as uncharacterized. The record is from RefSeq and is a predicted model, not a curated record. The transcript is spliced from 5 exons. NCBI's taxonomy places the organism in Eukaryota, Fungi, Ascomycota, Pezizomycetes, Pezizales, Morchellaceae. The coding region runs from base 1 to 747 and encodes 248 amino acids.
AUGGUCAGAAUUGGAUCUCUUCUUCUGCUCUUCGGAGCUGCCAUUGCUUCCGUUGCUGCUCAACAAUGCGGUACUCAGAACGGUGUGACACCAGUGCUGCUCACUGCAAUCCCGCAAACUGCCAACGUGCCUUCAGUGGUGCUGGAUCGUCUUGUGCUGGAUCGGGAUCAGGAUCAGGAGGCACCACCACCUCUACAACUCCUACCAGCCCCCCUCCAAGUGGCAGUACUGGUAUUGGCAACAAUGUCCCCCACAUCGACAUUUGUGGUGCUGGCAGCGGUGGCAUUAGCUGCCCAGGCGCCGGUAUUGGAGGCUUCUUUUAUCGCUGCUGCUCUGGAAAUGGUCACUGUGGACCUAAGAACACUGCAAGUCUCAAUCAUCCCUUGCAUCGGAAUAUCAAAUACUGAUUAUGUUAGGAACAAUCUCAAUACGAUUAUUGCGGUACUUCACAUUGCCAGCCUGGUUACGGUGCCUGUGAUCCCACCCGUUCUCUUCCUCCUAAUCCUCCGGGACCUCCUGGUACUGCUGUUGGUCAGGAAAACUGCGGACCAAUCGUUAACAAAAGAUGUCCCUCCGGACAAUGCUGUUCCGGAUCCAACUACUGUGGCACUGGACCUGAUUUCUGUGGCGCUGCCAACUGGUGUCAGGUCAACUGGGGCGAGUGCCACAGAUAAAUUGAUAUUUUUGCUACCGGAUCCCUGUAAUGGUCUGAGGCCUCUUGAAGGUAUAAUCGUGAAACGAUUCUAA